Molecule: messenger RNA, 3548 nt
Organism: Olea europaea var. sylvestris
Lineage: Eukaryota; Viridiplantae; Streptophyta; Magnoliopsida; Lamiales; Oleaceae
Product: autophagy-related protein 18g
Exons: 9
Coding region: 377-3253 (958 amino acids)
Biological process (GO): autophagy; response to starvation
Cellular component (GO): cytoplasm
Molecular function (GO): protein binding
Source: RefSeq, a predicted model, not a curated record
UUGCCUUCUGCGUAAACAGAACCACAAAGAGGGAUCGCGUGGGAAUAUAAAUGGUCUCCGAUUUCAGAAACAGUAAAGAAAGGCAUUUUGCUUGUAGUCAAACGCCAAAACCGCACACGGAAAUUGAAAUCUGAAAAUCGGUAAAUCUUGCGUGUUUUUGUGACGGCGUUGUCAUUCCUCCGGCGAUCGAAAAUCGGAUGAUCGAACACGACGCGGCUGAUUCGUCGGCCACUGUGGCAGAAGCCUGGUUAGUUGAAGCAGAACACCGAAGCGGUGGAGUAGAUUUGGAGGUUUCCGCUGAGUCGGUGGUGGUUGGGAACGGUUGAGAGAGAAAAAUAUAAGGGAAGUAAUAAAAAAAAUAAGAAAAAAAAUAAAAAUGAAGAAAAGCAAGGGCAAGAACAGCAAAUUGCUACCUAAUUCUUUGAGAAUCAUAUCGUCUUGUAUUAAGACAGUGUCGACGAAUGCGAGCACCGCCGUGCGCUCAGCCGGUGCCACAGUAGCCGCUUCCAUUUCUUCUUCGUCCGACGAUCGCAAAGAGCAGGUAUUAUGGGUUGGCUUUGACAAAUUGGAGCUUGGUCCAGCUGUCUUCAGACGCGUUCUCUUACUUGGUUAUCAGAAUGGUUUUCAGGUUUUUGAUGUUGAAGAGGCAUCAAGUCUAAGUGAAUUGGUUUCCAAACGUGACGGUCCAGUUACAUUCUUACAGAUGCUUCCUCUUCCUGCUAAAUGUGAUGGUGCUGAAAAGUACAGAUCAUCAUAUCCCUUGAUGGUGGUGGUUGGGGGCGAUGAGGAUGACAGACCGAGCCCGGUUCAGAACUAUAGCUAUGGGUGUGGUAGAUAUGGUUCUGCUGAGUCUCAAUCUGGGAACUCUGUCGACCCUCCUACAGCUGUUAGAUUUUACUCCCUUCGAUCAAAUGUAUAUGUGAAAGUUAUCAAUUUUAAAUCUGCUGUCUUUAUGGUCAGAUGCAGUCCUCGAAUUGUAGCUGUGGGUCUUGAAGAACAGAUAUACUGCAUUGAUACUAUCACUCUUGAGAAGAAAUUUACUGUUCUCACCUAUCCUGUUCCCCGAUUCGGAGAGCAAGGAACAGUUGUGAUUGGCACAGGCUAUGGUCCAAUGGCCAUGGGAUCAAGGUGGUUGGCAUAUCCUCCUAGUCGCCCUAUUAUAUUGAACACAGGUAGGUUGAGUCCAAAAAAACUGGCAUCGAGUGUGAGUCCAUCAACAUCUCCGGGCAGCAGUUUGAUGGCUCGUUAUGCAUUGGAGUCCAGCAAGCAACUGGCAACGGGAAUACUCACCCUGGGGGACAUGGGCUACAAAAAAUUAUCCAAGUACUACCCAGAGCUGCUUCCUGAUGGUUCUAGUUCUCCUGGCUGGAAAGGUGGGAAGCUAUUAACUUCUGAACCAGAAGAUGCUGGAGUGGUUGUUGUCAAGGAUGUUGUUUCGCUAGAAGUUAUAUCCCAGUUUAGAGCUCAUACGAGUCCAAUAUCUGCUUUGUGUUUUGAUCCAAGUGGGACCCUUUUGGUCACUGCUUCAGUACAUGGAAACAACAUAAAUAUUUUCAGGAUCAUGCCUUCUCAAACGCGCAGUGAAUCAGGCUGCCAUGACUGGAACACUUCAUAUGUACAUCUCUACAAGCUGCAUCGUGGAAUAACUACAGCUGUCAUCCAAGACAUUUGUUUUAGUCAUGACAGCCAGUGGAUUGCUAUUGUUUCAUCAAAAGGGACUUGCCAUAUUUUUGUUCUAUCCCCCUUUGGUGGAGAUGCUGGGAUUCAAGCUCUACAUUCUCAUAUCCAAGGUACCUUGUAUCCAUUUUCAUCUCCACCGUGGUGGCCUACUUCAUCUUUCGCUGUAAAUGAGAAAUGUUCUUCGCCUCCACCUCCUUGCACCCUCUCUGUGGUGAGCCGGAUAAAAAGCAGUGACUCAGGUUUGCUUAAUUCAGUAAGCAAUGCUGCUUCUUCGAUGGCAGGGAAGAUAUGCGUGCCAUCUGGAGCUCUUGCUGUCAUUUUCCACAGUUCCAAGUCAAGUAGUUUUGCGAAUGUUCCAUCAAGGGCUUGUUCCUUGGAACACGUCUUAGUUUACACUCCAUCAGGCUUUGUGGUUCAGCAUGAACUUCUGUCAUCUGUGGGGAUAGAAGUAAUUGAUUUUAAAGCAGAAACUUGGUCAGGUCCACAAGCACCAACACAAAACGAAGAGUUGAAGGUCAAAGCUGAACCUAUUCAAUGGUGGGACGUUUGUAGAAGAUCGGAUAAUCUGGAAAGAGAGGAAUGCGUUUUUGGGAGCAGCUUUGAUGGACAGAAUGAUCCUGAGAUAGAUGAUGACUCAAAAACGGUUUUCCAGGAGAAGGAAAGUGCUAAGGAAAAGAAACUAGUCCAGAGUGAUUCCUUUUCGUCCCCUGAGAGAUCACACUGGUACUUGUCCAAUGCUGAAGUGAAAAUAAACUCCUCUAGUUUACCAGUAUGGCAAAAGACUGAGAUACAUUUCUAUGUUAUGGAACCCUCGAGAGCGGAAUGUUAUUCAGGUGGGGAAUUUGAAAUUGAGAAGGUUUCUUCACAUGAAGUUGAAGUAAGACAAAAGGAUUUGCUGCCAGUAUUUGAUCAUUUCCCUGUCUUGAGAACUCCCUGGAUAAACAGAUCAGUGCCUUUUGAGGGAAGAUAUCCUAAUGUGCUGUCUUCGGAUCCUAGAGAGAAGACAAAUGAAGCGAGUAUCAUUUGUCAUUCAGAGCCACCAUCAUUUAGUUCUACUGAAAGCUCUGAUGGUGGAUCAUCCAGGCGAAUUGAGAAUUUGCUUGAUUUGGAGCACAUGAACAUUGAUAAGUCUCCAAUGCACUUUAGCAAUUCUCCCAGUGAAUUACACGUAGGUAGAGAACAGAGUACCAGUCUCAAGACUUCCAUAAUGGACCAGAGAUCUGGGAAUGACAUGCCCUUAGCUCGUGAACAGGGUAGAGUAGAUUUUAAUGUCGAUAAUAAUACAACCGCGAGUAUGUCGUGCUCAUCUGGGAACGAGACCCCAUUAUUGGACGCUGACAAUACUGACUCAGUUGAAGACAUUCUUAUGCCUUCAGGAAUGGAGAAAACGGUAGAUUUUGGGCAGUUCUUCAAGGAAGGCUACUGUAAUAAGCCAGAUAUUCGCGAACCCCACCAAACAAUCGACGUUGAAAAUAAUCAGGAGGAAGGCAGUAGCAGUAAUUCCAACGACAAGGAAAAAACCGAAGACGAUGAAUGGAUUGGUGGUGUUUUCGAAUUCUCCGAAGAAGGUUAAUUGCUUCUUGUGCAUUAAAUUGUACAAAUUGUGUUCUACCAUCUUGAAGAAUUUCAUUCUCAAAUUAUGAGGUGUGUGUGCUCAGCAACUCUUUAUGUAUAUUCUGUAUAUAGAAAUCGUUAAGAGACGUGAAAGAAGAUGUUCGGUGGAAGUUUUCCUGGGCUUAAAUUCGUGGUAUGUACAGAUUUACUGUGAACAGCUCGUCUGCUAAAAAAAAAAAAAAGAGGGAAAAACAAAUGAAAAGUAAUGAAACAAAAAUUUAAACUAUUAAUUCCAUUUUGGGAUUUGUUGUUAA